Molecule: messenger RNA, 2499 nt
Organism: Racocetra fulgida
Lineage: Eukaryota; Fungi; Glomeromycota; Glomeromycetes; Diversisporales; Gigasporaceae
Source: the annotation of a GenBank genome assembly
AUGUUUGCAUUGAUUCAAAAAAUUAAAAAGGACAUCGGGUUUAAUGCUAUUUCUGGAGUGCUUAAUAAUCCAAAUGCAAAAGUUUCAAACAAAAUCAAGCCUCUAAAGAAUGAUAUCCCUUCUGUACAUCGUACUGCUAUAAGAAAAGUGAAGCCAACUGAUUUCAAAAGUUAUAUUAGGCAAAUUUCUCCGGUAUUUGAAAGGUAUAUUCACAAUAGAGAUAAUCAAAAGCCCUUGGCUACAAGUAUCUUGGAAGCAAAUCUUGGAAAUUUGCAAAGUUCGUACGAUGACAAUGAGAUUCCUGCCCAUCGGUUAGAAAGUACGAGAAACCCUUAUACUAUACCUAUACUUCCGCAGUCCCCUGAUGAAACGCAAUCUUUAAAGCCUGAUAUUGAGCUUCCGUUAUUGGAAGUAGUUCCCUCAAUAUUUUUUGACCCAGAUUUCGACCUUGAGAACCCAAAAACUUUUGAUAUUGUAUGUGAAAAGACUGAAGAUAUUGAAAAUAAUAUUGAUAGCUUAUCUAUUUCCACUAAUGCGAUUAUUCAAGAAAAGCUUUGUCUUUAUCUUGAUACAGUUGAAAUGCAUCUUGUCAAUGAAAUUUCUUUACGAUCUUCUUCAUUUUUUACAGCUCUAUCAAAUCUUCGAAUGCUGCAUUCUGAGACGCUGGAAUGUGUUUCUCAAAUUAAUAAUUUGCGUAAAAAAUUGGCGCGCGUAGAAAACUCUCAAGUUAAACGGGGGCUCGAAGUUGUGAGAUUAAAACGUCGUCGCGAAAACAUUGUUAAACUUUACAAAGGUAUAAGAAUGAUUGCUGAAAUACGUUCAACACAACCAUUGAUACAAAUGUUGCUAGGUCAAGGAGAUUAUUUCUCCGCUAUGGAUUUCAUUGAAAAAGUAAACACUGUAUUGCGUUGUGGCAAAAGCCAACAGGAUCAGUUAAUAAAUGCUAUCAAAAGUUUCAAAGUGCCGACGUCUGUGAAAGAUGAUCCUAGAGCCAUUAUUAUACGCAAAUUAAAUAGUAUAACUAAGGAGAUCAAAAAUUUUGGUGUACUCGAUUUGGAAAAAGUUAAGGUGUUAACGUAUUUUAGUGAACAGCUUAAUGAAAUGGACAAGAUGAUUGGCAUAACGAUGGAAAAUGAUUUUUUGAAUGUAUUAUUUUCAGAUUUUAGUGAGCAUAUUAAAAAUGUGAAUGCAAUAAAUGCAAUAAACGUUCUCCAUAAUAAUAGCAGUCACUUAGCAAAGAAUAACGCUAUUAGUGUUGUUAUAAGUAAUAAUUUAGUAACAGAAAAAGAAGAAAGGCUAAAGAAUCGAAUAGGGCCUCUUAUUUUAGGCUUAUGUGAGAUGAAUCGAUUUGAAUCUGCUUUACAAACAUAUCGUGAAAGAAUGAUGGAGGAAAUUAAAUGUAUAACUCAGGUUCAAAAGAUAGCAAUAUACAAUGAAAUUUUCUCAUCAAUUUUGACUGAUACUUCAAAUACUGAUCUGGAAAUUAAUUCUGAAGAAAGCCUGCUUGAGAAUGAAAAGGACUUAUCAAAUAACAACUUACAAGAUGAUGAUAGUAAUUCAAAAGAAUCAACGGAGAUUGAAAUUCCAACUGCUGCAACUCAAAAUGAACAUAUUGAGUCAAAGAAUUUCAAAUUUAAAACUGCUUUAAAAUUUACUACUGGAAUAAAGUCUAUAAUUAAAAAGACAACAUUUUUUACAACCAAGUCACAGGCAUCUCUACCAGAAAUAACACCCAAAAUUUCAGAAUCUACGUCACCUAAUUCUCGAACAAAUGAAAUAUUAGAUGAUAAUAAUUACACAAAAAUAACUUCUGAUUCUUCACAAAUAAUAUUUGUCGCAACAGAUUUAGCUCAUGUAUGGUGUGCAAACUUGAUUUCAAUUCGUGCGGAUCAAAAUGCUCAACUAAAUCAAAAAGACUUUUACCGAUUAUUUAACAUAACAUGGGCAUUUGUGCUAGAAUCCGAAAGCUUGUGUGGUCGCGUAUGUUACGGUCUUCGAGGAACUAUUACAUCACAAGCCAAAGCAUUUUUAAAUAAUUUUCACGCUGAAAAAAUAAAACAAGAGGCAGCAUCAGUUGAAAACGAACAAUGGGCACAAGCAGAGGUUCCUAUUCACUUUCAACAAACUGUAAACCAAAUUGUAGCUGCUGCCGUAAAAGGAUUAUCCGGCUUCAGAUAUAAUCCACUUGGCUGUAAGAAUGAAAACGAACAAAUUGUCCUGAAUAAUUCAGAUACAAAGCAAAAUCAUAUUGAUAAUAUUGGCAAAUAUAUAUUUGUUGAAGAACGGCAAUUUUUUAUGGUCGGUUGUGGUUUGAUACUCCUUGAAAUACUUGACGAUUACUUGGUAACCCAAGAUGUGCGAUAUUAUAUUCGUAAAUUGUCAGCUUUAAACUUUCAAGAACUAGUUAAUGAAUUAGAAACCGUAGUUAGUAAUUUACCGAUUAAAGAAAAGAAAUCAGAAGAUGAAACUGUUGAUUUAACCUCAUCAUCGGCUGAAUAA